CCGAGAAUUUCACGAGACAGGCGGAACGUGAGUGAGUAUAUAUAUAGGGGAAGUGUUGUCGGGAGCCACUCUCCUCCACCAUGACGAACACUGUGCUGUUUGCCCUGACUCUGUGUCUGGCCGUGUGCUACACCUCGGCUUUCCUCUUCACCAACAAUUGUGGGUCGGGCUGCCGAGCUGGAUCUUGUGCGGGGCAGUUUGGAUGUACGCGGUGUCAAGGUGACCUGUGUGUGAAGCGCAUUAACAGGUUUGGUGUGUGUGUCCCAUACUGUGGACUCGGGGCAUUCUGCAACCCAGUUGGCUUCUGUAACGACUGUGACGAUUCCAACUGUGAAAUAUGUCCCUCCAAGUAUCAGUGUGAUCGCUGUAGGAGGGGGUACAGGGUAGAGGGAGGAGGCUACUGUGUUCGGGAGCGCCGACGGUGAACGCCACGCCCACCUCCGUCCAGACCCUCAGGUCUACCCUGUAUGAUGGGAGAUCGUGAUGUAUGCAUAUUUCAUGCUGUCACCUGUCUCUCUGGAUUGUAACGUUACCAGCUGACUCAAGCUGAAAUUUGUGCCAACUCUAUCUGUUUUUAUUUGUGUAUACGUUGUUAAUAAAUGUUUUAUAUUCA
Messenger RNA from Haliotis rubra (blacklip abalone), 613 nucleotides. RefSeq names its product lectin-like. Lineage: Eukaryota; Metazoa; Mollusca; Gastropoda; Lepetellida; Haliotidae. The transcript is spliced from 4 exons. The record is from RefSeq and is a predicted model, not a curated record. Bases 81 to 425 code for a protein of 114 amino acids.